Musa acuminata subsp. malaccensis (wild Malaysian banana) is the source of this 2338-nucleotide messenger RNA. Its product is annotated as DEAD-box ATP-dependent RNA helicase 31. NCBI's taxonomy places the organism in Eukaryota, Viridiplantae, Streptophyta, Magnoliopsida, Zingiberales, Musaceae. Gene Ontology annotation, cellular component: chloroplast. The record is from RefSeq and is a predicted model, not a curated record. Gene Ontology annotation, molecular function: ATP binding; nucleic acid binding.
GUGCGCCGCUCGUCCCUAAAACCUCUCAUCCCUAUCCUUCCCCCCUGCGGCCGGAGUCAGACGAUGCCGGGCCAACUCCUUCCCCUCCGCCCGCUCGACUACCCCGGCCCUCGCGGUGCUUCCGUUCUGGGCAGAGCUUUCCCCUUCAAGCUCAAAUACCUGGCUCUCUCAGCCAGGCCUCGCCGCCUGCUCUCCCUUGGUCACGAUUCCGCUGCUGGCCAUCGGAGGACGGGUCUCCUGGUGGAGAGCUCCGGCGCCCCCGGGAAGAGGAAGGCUCUGGUUGAGGAGGACACCCAGGUUGGCGGUUGGUCCGACGACUGGGAGUCCGAGGAGCUGGAACGAGAUGGACGGAGGAGCGGUCGGCCCAAGAGUAGGACUAGGGUGAGGGGUGACGGCGGGAAUACAAAGCCCUUGGUUCGUGAUGCUGCAUCCUCUAAGAGGAGCAGGGACAGCGAUUCUAAGUUCUUGCAGGUAAUCGGUAAUGGAAAGAAAAACCAAAACCCUAGCUUGGAUGAGUCUUUGCUACGGCGUUCAAGAGGACUUCUUAACAAGAAGAGAUCUUUUAGUCAUCUGGAUGAGGUAGAUGAGGAGGAAGAGCGGAAUGUUGAAUGUGACUCCAUAAAUGAUGCUCCUAAUAAUGGUGGUAAGAUAAAACAGGGGAUGUCAGGCAAUGCUUCUGGUGCCGCAGCUUCUCCUGAAAUUGGACGACUAAGUUCAAUUGCUGAAGAUGAAUCUUACUUAAGCCAGACCAGGUUCGAAAAUUGUUCCCUUUCUCCUUUGUCGCUUAAAGGAAUAGAAGCUGCUGGAUACGUGAUGAUGACACAGGUGCAGGAAGCAACGCUUCCCUUGAUCCUUGAAGGCAAAGAUGUUCUUGCAAAGGCAAAGACUGGAACGGGAAAAACUGUUGCAUUUUUGCUUCCUGCAAUCGAGGUUAUUUCCAGAUUACCCCCUCUUAGCCAUGAUAAAAAAAGGCCUUCAAUCAAUGUGCUCGUAAUUUGCCCGACACGAGAACUGGCGUUGCAAGCUGCAGCGGAGGCUAAUAAACUUUUGAAGUAUCAUACUUCGAUUGGUGUGCAAGUGGUAAUAGGUGGCACACGACUCACACAAGAACAGAGACACAUGCAAGCAAAUCCAUGCCAGAUUCUAAUAGCCACGCCUGGAAGACUCAAAGACCAUAUUGAGAACACAACAGGAUUUGUCAGUCGACUAAAUGGAGUGAAAGUUCUUGUUCUUGAUGAAGCAGACCGUCUGCUGGAUAUGGGAUUCCGGAAUGAUAUUGAGAAAAUUAUUGCUACUGUUCCAAAACAGCGGCAAACACUUCUAUUUUCUGCUACUGUACCAAAUGAGGUUCGUCAAAUUUGUCAUAUUGCCUUGAAAAAGGACUACAAAUUUAUCAGCACCGUGGAUGAAGGUAGUGAAGAGACACACUCACAGGUCAAACAGAUGCAUCUGAUUGCUCCGUUGGAUAAGCACUUCUCUAUACUUUACUGUAUCCUGAAGGAACAUAUUUUGGAGGAUGCUGAUUAUAAGGUGAUUGUAUUUUGUACAACUGCAAUGGUGACAAAGCUUGUCGCUGACCUGCUUACUAAGUUGCACCUGAAUGUGCGAGAGAUCCAUUCAAGAAAACCACAAACUUACAGAACCAGAGUCUCCGAAGAGUUCAGGCAGUCAAAAGGUCUCAUACUUGUGAGUUCGGACGUCUCUGCUAGAGGAGUUGAUUACCCAGAUGUUACCCUUGUUAUACAGGUGGGACUCCCUGCUGAUAGAGAACAGUAUAUCCAUCGACUUGGUAGGACAGGCCGGAAAGGUAAAGAAGGAAAAGGUUUGUUGAUUUUGGCACCAUGGGAGAAGUUAUUUUUAGCAAGUGUUCAAGAUUUGCCAAUAACUGAGGCUCCAGUACCUUCUAUGGAUCGAAGCACCAUGAAGGAAGUGGAGCAGGCGCUGCAACUUGUGGAGAUGAAAAACAAAGAAUCAGCAUAUCAAGCAUGGCUUGGUUACUAUAAUUCAAACAAGAAAAUUGGCCGAGACAAGUUGAAACUUGUGGAACUGGCAAGGGAGUUCAGUCAGAGCUUGGGUCUCCGAGAUCCUCCUGCGAUACCAAAGCUUAUCCUGAGGAAGAUGGGCCUUCACAACGUCCCCGGCUUACGUUCCAAGUGACACCAUUUCCAAUUUUUCAUCGUUGUCAUCCUUGCUGCAGCUUCUUCUUUUCAUGUUCCAGUUGAACUUCAAUUACUGCUACACUUGGUGAUGCGCUCAGUUGCAUUAUUGCGUAUCAAAAAGUAGAAUUUGUUGUUGUAAUGACUGCACGUUCAAAUGAAGUAUACGUCUUCGAGAGCCC